Sebastes umbrosus (honeycomb rockfish) is the source of this 1996-nucleotide messenger RNA. It is a transcript of the gene cfap96, whose product is annotated as chromosome 9 C4orf47 homolog. Gene Ontology annotation, cellular component: centrosome. Bases 84 to 1067 code for a protein of 327 amino acids. The record is from RefSeq and is a predicted model, not a curated record. The transcript is spliced from 8 exons. NCBI's taxonomy places the organism in Eukaryota, Metazoa, Chordata, Actinopteri, Perciformes, Sebastidae.
UACAUACACAGAAACAGAGGUCAUAUAUAGUCCCAUAGCUACACAUAGAAACACAUGCUACACGUCAACCACAGUGUAUAAAGAUGCCACCAGGUGACGUGAAGAGUGACAUGGAGCGUGUGGGUGUCUUUAAAGAGAUGAGCUACAUCUCUGUAGGAGACAAGUAUGCUCCACCCAUCAACCGUCCGUUCAAUGAGUCGGCCUAUCGUAGCAAGCAGAUGCAGGCGGGUAUCGCUAAGCAACGAUGUGCUCUGCAGAACGGCUUCUUCGACAAGUCCUUCAAACGGAUAUUUGAACGUGAAGCACUGAGCGACCCGCUGAAACUGGCCCGACAGAACCGCAUCCAGCAGGCCAAUAAGAACCUGGCCAAGGCCUUCCUGCCCUGUAACGGGGUCAAGAGGCCCUGCGGUUCAGGUAGUUACUAUGGGACUCUGUCAGGACCAGUUGAAGCCAUGAGUCCAAUGUCAGUCCCCCGGACAGCCCAUCGUUCUCCUGGACGCAACAUUGUCACCUCACCUCCCAAGAAAGGCAGUGGUUACAGCUAUCCCAAUGUGACACUGUCCAAAAUUGAGCUGUAUGCUUCAGACCCCUACAGCAGAGCCAAAGAAGUACUGGAGAAGGAGGCAGCAAUCCAUCGUUCCAAAGUAAGAGAUGGCCCAUUCCAACUCAACCUUCAUCCCAGAGAUUAUUUCCAAGGCAAUCCGUACCGCAGCGACAAGCCACGCCCACCAUCACACAAGCCCCUCCCAGCUGCACAGAGGGUCUCUGCGGUCCCCUUCAAGCCCUCGUCCCCCAGCAAAAAGAUUGGAGGAAUGAAAGCGGGGACAUUUGACACUUAUCCCUCACAUUCUGCUGAUCCGUACGUCAUUCGCCGUUCCAAACCAACCAAUCCAGAGCCAGUCUUCCGUCCCCCUCCUGGUCCUAAGAGCAUACCUGUCAGGAGUAUCGUCACUAUCCAUGUUAACAGGUUUGAUCCCUGCAUGAGCUUCCCUUUCUCUGUUCUCACACGGAGGGCUUUCAGGAGUGUACACUCUGCAAACUACACUUCAACCAUUCCAACCUUCUGACUACAUUACCCAUACUGCACCAACACUGGCUAUCCUUUUCUCUCCAUAGGAUAUCUUUGUAAUGCUCUGGAUGUCACACACAGUGACAAACAAGAGCUCAAAUAAAGCUGAGAAGAGUUACUUUUGUUUUCCAUUCUGUGACAAGGUGCUUUUAUUAUGAGAUUUUAUGGAAAGGAAGAAUUACUCAUGAUCAGUGCAGCAGUAUGUCUGUGCAAGUUGUUUGCAAUGGUCUUUUGAAAAGAACUGGGUGUUGGUUGUUUGGUCAUCCAGGAUUAAAGAUGUAUUGCUUGUUGGUAUCUGGUGGCUUGGGGCCCUUUUGUGUGGAGUUUGCAUGUUCUCCCCGUGUUAGCGUGGGUUUUCUCUGGGUUCUCCGGCUUCCUCUCACAGUCUAAAGACAUGCAGGAAGUUGCUCUGACUUGUCCUUCAAUUCCUGCUGUAUGUUGAGGUGUAUGAGGUUGGCAAGGGGAAUAACCAGGGAGAAAUGGAGGAAUUUAAAACUGUGGGUCUGUACUGUAAUUGAUGUAAUCCUGUGCUUUCUGCCUUUGCAUCACCAAUCCAACUUGUGAAGUGUGUCUCAUUAUGUUCCCAGCAGUCUGUUAAAACACUCUUGCCAGUAUGUGUAUCACAUUGCCUCUGCAGAUUAACCCAGUAGGCUAUGCCAGCAUGAACUUCUCUUCUCCCAGUUCCACCUGCAUCGCUGAUACUGGAGAUGUUUUCAAUGAGCCACUACAGAUUUUCAGGGUCUGAGCUUGAGGUUUCUUUCUGCUGCUGACAUGUAAGCUUCGCACCCACAGUCAAAGACAGAUCUCAUGAGUGUUUUGAUAAACAAUUUAGGCGAAGUAGUGGAGCAUGUCAUUUUACACUGCCAAAUGUAGACUGCCAGAGAACAAGAACAAAUAAUGCGAAAAUCAGAAAGCAAUUGGAGUGGA